AGAACUCUCUCAUAGUGUCUCAGUGAUUCGUCAAAAUUCCUUACUAUGGAUUCGCGCUUGAUUUUUGUGCUUUCCCUCGUGAUCCUCACAUUCUACCCCUGUCUCAUUGAAAUGGCGCCAUCCAAUGAAAAAAGCGUGGCAAAAGUUUCCCGAAGUACUAGCUACUACAAUUAUUUUGCAGUGUUUAUCCGACCCCUACGAGUAGUCCCUCAAUGGUUUAUGAUUUUUCUAUCAUUUUACCUCCUCGGCCUCACAUAUCGAUCCGUUUCCCUUCACAAGGUUGCAGAUCCUCUCAAUCCACCAGAUUCAGAUCAAUAGAAAAACACCAAAGAACUUUUUAUAUUCAUAAGUAAUAGAAGAUGAAGAAGAUUGUUGUGGGUUAUGGGAUUGAGAAAUUGAUAUUCUAUUGAACAAACUGAUGCCGAUAAAGUUCUCAAGUCAUUCAUCCAAUUUCAUGGCAGAAAGUUGAAGAGAUGUUCUACAUUCAAUUCUUGUGGAGGUGCAAGAGAGCAAAUUAGCGCAUUUUGGGGUGUUAAUCUGUCGAACGAUUCGAGAAUGGGGUCAGAGGUGUGACCCAGUUCCUGUGGUAUCGUUUACCGUAAGCCAGUUUGAGGAUCGUGAUGAUGGCCCCAGAAUGCGCGUGGUGUCCAAGAGUGGGGUCGAGAUGGUGGUAGACACACCAGUCUCAUUCUCAAUCUCCAACGAUAAGACACACAAUCGCGGAUCAGUAUCAAUGGCACUGAGCCUCCUAGCACAUCUUGCCCUGUGACUUCUUCGCAUAACACGCGUCGCGUACCGACAUGACUAAGACUCUCGUGAUAAUCCUCAUUGUGCUUUUGUGGGUGAAAGUUCAAUCAACCACUGCGUACUCACGUGUGGCAACAAAUGGGAAUAUAUCAAGUAACACAACAAGUGAAGACCAUCGUCCCGAUGAGGGUGUCUCUGUGUCGAAGCUCCUCAUGCCAGAACCCCCAACCCCGAGCACCACCACAACCAACCCACCCCCCACGACCACCCAAGAGACAGAGACAGGACGAGCAGUGAACUCAAGACCAUUCAGGCUUCCGUUUAUCUCUUCCGCUGCUCAGCGGAGGACCCAAUCGCGUCAACCCAUUCAGCGACUCACCCCAAUUAGAGCACCCAGCAACUACAGGGGGCUACCGGUAGCUAGGAAACAACCCCAAAUUGUCUAUCCCGUCUAUACACCCUCAAACCACCGACCAGCACAGCAGUGGCCCGCAAAUCACUCAAGACGGAUCGGGGCACAAGGUCCCGUUGCUAUGGAUAGAUUUUCCCCUGCUGAAGCCUAUUCUGCGGGUAUCUACAAGGCAAAGCAAAAGAAGAAGCAGCAACAAAAUGGGUACAGCUACCCAAAACCUGUGUCGUCUUUCCCUCGACCACAAGUACCUGCUUCUGCUCCAGCUCCAGCUCCAGUAGCGUUUCCAGCGGCUCCUAAUUUUCCUUCAGCACCAACUUUCAUGGCUCCUGCACCAGCACCCGCACCACCAGCACCACCAGCACCACCAGCUCCUCCAGCACCUGUUUACAUACCAGCACCUACUCCACCUCCAACUGCUGCCCCUCCUGCUCCAGCUCCAAUGCCAGCACCUCCACAAAAUUCAUACAUUCCUCCUACAGAUAAGGACUUGUACUCCUUCCCUCCGAACGUAAAUUCUCCUUACCUUCCACCACCAGAUGUACCAAUGAAAUCAAUUUCCCCUGUAUCGAGUUACUUGCCCCCUGCUGCUGGACCUGCAGACUCUGAUAGUAAUUUCAAAUACCCUGGACCCGUUAACCCGAUGUACCUUCCUAUGAGUAAUCCCGCUCCUGCUCCUGCUCCAGCCCCUGCCCCUGAUUCGAAUGAAAGCAAUGGAGACGAUAGUGGUGGCAUGGAUGUUCAAACGGCACCUCCGGACCAAGACUCUAGUCACGAACAUGACCACGAUCAUGAUCACGAUCACGAUCACUUUCACGAUCUAUACCAUGACGACCAUUUCCAUGAUCAUGAUCACGAUCACGAUCACUACCACGGUGAAGUAAUUUACGAUCAUCCACCACCUGGAUGGAAUCCAGAUAUGUACAGUGCUCCAGGUCCCGCAACUCCAGCUCCUCCUGCUCCUGCUCCAAUGGAUCAGUCAGAUUCUUCUGAUUCUCAAAUGGAUGCCAUGGAUCAGGGAGGAAUGUCCAUGGGAGAUGAUGCCAUGGCAGGAGCCCCAGCUCCCUUUCCCGAUGCCUACAAAUACAACGGCCUCUACGGUGUUGACGCCCACCCAGAACUAAUCUACGAUCACGAUCCACAUCAUGAUCAUGACUUCCACUAUCACCACGAUGAACCGACAACAACAACAACGGAAGAACCACCACCAGAACCUAGAGUGAAAAAGUACAGCUACUACUACCUUGGACGAAAACUCUGGUACAUUCCGCUGUAUUUUACCGUGUGGUUCACUUUUUACGUCGCUGCGCUGAUUAUACGAUCAAUUGCCAGGCACAAAGUUGAAAUCCCCGAACACUACCAAGCUAGACGUAAACGCAAUGCAGAUCCACAUCGAGAAACCGUAAGGAAAGUGGAUAAAAUGACUGUUUUUGUAAUGUCACAAAUUGAGGACUUUGCCCAGAAAUAUUUGCAAUAAAAUGUCAAUUUCUAGGCUU
Messenger RNA from Lutzomyia longipalpis, 2652 nucleotides. RefSeq lists its product as uncharacterized. The transcript has 3 exons. The coding region runs from base 801 to 2633 and encodes 610 amino acids. NCBI's taxonomy places the organism in Eukaryota, Metazoa, Arthropoda, Insecta, Diptera, Psychodidae. The record is from RefSeq and is a predicted model, not a curated record.